Messenger RNA from Gloeophyllum trabeum ATCC 11539, 444 nucleotides. RefSeq lists its product as uncharacterized. Lineage: Eukaryota; Fungi; Basidiomycota; Agaricomycetes; Gloeophyllales; Gloeophyllaceae. The record is from RefSeq and is a predicted model, not a curated record. Bases 53 to 262 code for a protein of 69 amino acids. The transcript is spliced from 3 exons.
AUGCCUUCAUUGCUACUUCAUCGCCCGUGGAGACUCGCAUCGACUAGUUGCAAUGAACCUACGACACAAGCAAAGCCAUUUUGAACCUCCGGCUAGUCCUGGAGCUGCAAGUGACCGCAAUAUUGGCCCCAUUAUCCUUCAACCUAUACAGCCACAGGAACCAUUGGGAAAUGCCAGUCUAUACUUCACCCGUCCAGAUACACCAUGCACGCAUGAUAGAACAAUGCAUCACCCUACCCGGCCCAACUCAGUAUCAUUGUAAAGCAGUAGAAUAGGCUAUCAAUGAAUACGGCUACACAGGCUCCCACGUAUAUGUUAGAACCCAGAUACUUCCCAGUAUCUAACUCAACCUGUCCCAUUUCCCGGCACAGUCGUAUACAUGCUUCAAGCAGACUGACAAGUUGUAGAAAACUUAUUGCCUGAGCUCAAUGCAGCCACAGAACG